AAACAAACUCUGUAAUCAACUUCACCUUUCUUCUUCGCAUUCAUAAAUCAAAACCCCAUUUUCUUAUCCAUUAAGAUCAUCAAAUCCGCCUUCACAGACCAGCCAUGGUGGCCUUCUCAAAGCCAGCAGCCGAGCAAAAGUUCGCCGCCGUCAAGACCGGAAAUGCACCCACUCUGCUUUUCCCUGUCAUUGACCUCUCCAAGCCCGACUCCAAACACCUCCUGGUGAAAGCCUGCGAGGAGUUCGGAUUCUUUAAGGUCAUCAACCAUGGGAUUCCCACUGAAUUCACCGCCAAGCUCGAAUCAGAGGCCCUCAAGUUCUUCUCCUCUCCCCUGUCGGAGAAGCUGAAAGUGGGUCCCCCGAACCCAUUCGGAUAUGGCAACAAGAACGUCGGAACCUGCGGCGAUGUCGGCUGGGUCGAAUACAUUCUCUUGUCUCCCCAUCACUCGGAAGCUGAUUUCCAGAAGUUCUCCUCCAUCACCGGCCUCUCCCCGGAAAAGCUCAGAAGUGCUGUGAAUGAAUAUGCGGGGGCGGUGAAGAGAAUGGCGUGUGAGAUUCUGGAACUUUUAGCGGAUGGAUUGAUGAUCAAGGAGAGGAAUGCUUUCAGCAAGAUGAUAAUGGAUGAAGAGAGCGACUCUGUUUUCCGGCUGAACCACUACCCGCCGUGCCCGGAGGUGGGGCAGAACCAGAUUGGGUUCGGCGAGCACACCGACCCGCAGAUCAUCUCCGUCCUGAGAUCGAACAACACUUCCGGGCUGCAAAUCGCGCUCCGGGACGGCAGCUGGGUGUCUGUCCCACCGGACCAACAUUCCUUCUUCGUCAACGUCGGAGAUUCUCUCCAGGUUUUGACAAACGGGCGAUUGAAGAGCGUGAGACACCGGGUACUAUCGAACACGAACAAGUCGAGGCUGUCGAUGAUAUACUUCGGAGGACCGCCAUUGAAGGAGAAGAUAGUCCCAUUGCCGUCAUUAAUGGAAGCAGAGCAGGAUAGUUUGUACAAAGAGUUUACAUGGUUAGAGUACAAGACGUCAGCGUUCAGCUCUAGGCUGGCUGUGAACAGGCUGGUCGGGUUCCAGAAAAUUGCAGCUUCAUAAUCAGCAGUGUAAAAUCACUUUGAUUUUUUGUGCACAUUUUUGCUGUAUUGGUGUAUCCUGUAAAUCAGUCAGUCCCACUGUGUUAGUCCGUAUCAGGAAACGUGGGUUGUCAACGUACUUAGAUUCUCGAUUUCGUACGUGUACUAUAUGGAAAUGGAAAUGAUGAAAUUUUUAUUUUUCAUUCCAUUCUACGCUUGGCAAAUUUCAUUUCAUCACGCGGUGAAAAGUGCCAUAUUUGGGAAUGUGUGGGAAUAUCAAAGAUUCAAAGUUGGAACAUAGUGACGCACUCGAGAUUCAAGAUGGCACAUUAUCACCUACCUUCUCCACUUCUAUUCAUUCUAAUACGACUACUCGAGUAGUACAUUUCAACAACAAAUGUUGGUUUACAAAAUUUAUACGUAAUCGUUUGUGUGUUGUGUAUACAGACAUUGCUCUAAUAGUUUAUCUAAUUUAGGACUCUUUGUAUUUUGGUAACUCAUAAAUAAAAUAUACUCCCUCC
Molecule: messenger RNA, 1593 nt
Organism: Cuscuta epithymum
Lineage: Eukaryota; Viridiplantae; Streptophyta; Magnoliopsida; Solanales; Convolvulaceae
Source: the annotation of a GenBank genome assembly